Mercurialis annua (annual mercury) is the source of this 3236-nucleotide messenger RNA. RefSeq lists its product as uncharacterized. The coding region runs from base 414 to 2867 and encodes 817 amino acids. NCBI's taxonomy places the organism in Eukaryota, Viridiplantae, Streptophyta, Magnoliopsida, Malpighiales, Euphorbiaceae. The record is from RefSeq and is a predicted model, not a curated record. The transcript has 19 exons.
ACCCAUAAUUUUGUUUACUUUUUUGUUUAUUAUUAUUUUCUCCAUCUCUUCUAUUCUGUUCUAUUUUUAGCAACUCUCUAUCUGUACCUGCAAAACAACAAAAUCAAGAACCUGAAAAAACAAACUAUAAACAAGGGCUUUGUGGAUGUAUCUGCAGCUUAUAUAACGUUAUGAUUCUGAAGUUUAUGUUAUAAAAGAUAGAAUCUUUUUGGAUACCCUUUAGCUAUGAUAUCAGGAUUUUUGAAUGUUUUAGUGAUUUAAAGUUUGAUUCUUUGAUAUAAGUUGAGGAUCAAUUGCUGCUAAAAAUUGUGGGUUCAAGUUGUUUUUGGUGUUAAAUUAAUGGAGGGUAGGAUUUGAUGGAUUGGAGAAAUGGAGUUUUUUAUUUAUACAUUUUGAGCUAAGUGUUUGAGAAGAUGGAUGUAAAAGAAGAUACUGAUUCACAAGAGAGGCCGCCGUCGCCUUAUGCGGAGUUGCAGCAUAUAUCGGAGGAGGCGUUCAAAAUGGCUGGGGAGGCAUUGCAUAAUGCCUACACAGGUAAUGGUCAAUCCCCUCAGCCAAUGCCACCGUUGCACCGGCGUAGUCAAAGUGAAGUUUUGAGCCCGGGGCAUAGACGGACUAGUAGUUUUCAUAGGUUUAAAACUCAGAUGCAAAAGGCGUGGGGAUGGGGUGGAAAUAAUAAAGAACCGUGUUACAGUUUCAACCCGGAGGUUUUGGCUAAUCAGAAACGUCAGUGGUAUCAGCUUCAUUCCAAAACUCUGGACAUUAAAAAGUUAAAGGAUCCCACCUCACUUUUUGAACAAUUUGUUAUCAUGGGGCUUCAUCACGAUGCCAAUCUUGAGGCUGUAGAGGAUGUAUUUGCAAGAAGGAAGAAAUGGGAGUUCGAGGUAGCAAAAUCUGAUAUGAUAGCUUAUAGAACUCGGCAGAGUCGGGGACCUACAUAUCCUUCAAUGGAACCCCAGAUACUUUUCAAAUAUCCACCUGGGAAGAGAUUGCCUAUGCGCCUAAAGGAUUUAGGCUCCUUCUGCUUUCCUGAAGGUGUCAAGACUCGCUUAUUGGAGAGGACACCAUCCUUAAGUGAGCUAAAUGAAAUUGUAUACGGACAGGAUCAUAAUGGAAGGGAUGAUCUAGCAUUCAUAUUUUCACUUAAGGUGGCAGAUAAUGAUACUCUUUACGGGGUUUGCUUACAUGUAACAGAAAUUGUUCAAAGACCGCCUGGUAUUUUAGGCCACACCUCACCUGUUCGACAGUCAACUCGCCGCUGUGGCCGCUUUUUGGUUUCUGCGCCUCGCUGCUACUGUGUGCUUACUAGAGUUCCUUUCUUUGAGUUACACUAUGAGAUGUUGAACAGUAUCAUUGCACAGGAGCGAUUGAAUCGAAUAACACAGUUUGUUAAUGAAGUGUCACUGAGUGUUGUCCCUUUAUUAUCCAAACCGCAUGAUCAAAUGAAUAUGAAUGUUGACUACCCUGAUAAGCAGUGUGGUUUUGAUUGGACAGCCUCUGCAAUACCCGUUGAUAAUGCAUUGGCACUUACUGCUGCUGCUGCUGGAAUUAUAUCAGAUGAUGAAGUCCAAAUAACAUCACCAAAGAUAUGGGAAUCUCAUUCUCCUGAAAGUUGUACUGCUAGUGAGGCUUCAGAUUUGAGUCAAGUGAGGGAAGUGGACAAGGAUGGUAGGAAAAAUAUGCAAUAUUCUGAUGAUUGUGCUUCUGAAUCAUCAGAAGCUCGCUCUGAUGCUUUAGAAAGGAUUGAUGGGAGCUAUGAAAAUGGACAAGCCUCUCCAGAUAUCAUGACACUUAACGGCUUUCGGAGCCAAGGAUUGGAGCGUAUAGGAAGUUAUGAUACUUUAUUCAGUCCAGUUAGAAGCAUGGGAUUAGAUGAUGAGGAUGAUGAACUUUUUGCAUAUCGCGAAAAAGAUUUUGAUGAUGGCUUAGUAAUGGAAUGGGCAAAGGAAAACAAAAAUGAGUUGCUUCAAAUAGUUUGCGGUUAUCAUUCUUUGCCUCUUCCCCAACGAGGAAGUAAAAUAGUCUUUCAGCCUCAUGAACACUUGCAAGCUAUUUGGUAUAGGCGGCCUUCAGUUUCCGACUUCAAAUUUCCUGAAAAUUUUCUAACUUCUUUAGAAGCUCCUGAGGUCAAAGGGAAGUUAGCUGCAGCCGAGGAAGCUCUUGCUCUAUCAAUAUGGACAACUGCAACCAUAUGUCGAGUUCUAUCACUUGAAACUAUUUUGGCACUUGUCACAGGAGUAUUACUGGAAAAACAAGUGGUUGUUGUAUGCCCAAACCUGGGUGUCCUAUCUGCUGUGGUACUAUCUCUUGGUCCCAUGAUUCGCCCAUUUCAGUGGCAGAGUUUAUUUCUUCCGGUUCUGCCAGGGAGGAUGCUUGAUUUUCUUGACGCUCCAGUUCCCUUUAUUGUUGGCAUACAGCAAAAACCAGAAGACUGGAAGAUGAAAACAUUUAAUCUUGUCCAUGUGAAUGUGCUCAAGGAUCAGGUGAAAAUGUGUCACUUGCCAGCACUUCCGCGGUAUAAAGAACUUGUUUCUGAACUUGCGCCACUUCAUUGUAGAUUAUCAUAUCAAAGCUCGAUAGCCAAAAAGCAUCCUGUAUAUAGAUGCAAUGAAGUACAGGCGGAAGCUGCAAGCCAAUUUUUGAACAUCAUGAGGCGGUAUUUGGAAUCUAUUUGUUCGGAAUUGAGGUUCCACACGAUAACUAAUGUACAAUCAAACAGCGACAGGGUAUGUUUACUUCUGAAAGAUAGCUUUAUCGAUUCCUUUCCUAGCAGGGACCGGCCAUUUAUUAAGAUAUUCGUAGACACACAACUAUUUGCUGUUCUAUCAGACCAACGACUGUCGAGCUUCGAGAAUGAUAGACCGUAAAUUAAUCCCUUUAUUAGUUUAAUGCAUCCAAUCAGAAUUCGGAAAAGCUAAUUAUAGACUAAGUGAAUGCAGUGGGAGAAUAGCGGCUUCUGCAACGGUGUUUGAUUCAAGCAAUGAGUGAUCUGAUAUAGAGUGAAGGCUGCAGAAAAGAAAUUUGUAGUAUAGGAAUAGCAAUAAUUGGAGGAUGCCUAACACUAAUGAUUAUAGGUCUUAUUGAACAAAAGAAAAGGCAGAUGAAAUGCAUCAUAAUCCCAUUAUUUUAUGGGGAUUUUGGUCUUAGGCUUCAAGCUUUUGUAAAUGUCAGCAGCAUAAUACUCGAAGAUGGUAAAACUCUUUGAAUGCAAUAAUUAGCAUCAGCAUUAAUGAUUA